UUGUUUCGAUAUUGAUCAGUUAUGACGGGUGCAAAUUGAUUAGGCUAUUGAUGAUUUUUUCUUCGUCGAAUUGAUGAUAAGCGCCUAUCUCAAAGCAAUGAUCACAUUCACAUUUUCCGCAAAGGUGUUGACAAAUUUCUAACGGCAAUUUUAGAUCAGCACAAAGACUGUGAUUUCGAAAGUCCAACACAUAGAACAGCCACCAUUCAGUUAAUGUUUCGUAUUGCGUAAGAUUGCAACAAAGAAGGACCUGACUCAACACUGAAAGUUGUAGACUUACUUAUUAAUUUCGUACCAUCAGUCUACUUAGUCACAGUCUUCUUUCCAUUCGGAAGCCAAAAUGAAUUUUAGCUUGAAAUAUUUGUUUUUAUUCCACACCCUAUGGGCUGUCAAUACGUUAGCCAAUGUAAUUAUAUUUGAAAGUGUAAACGUGGAAAACGAUGUGCAAGAAUCAAACACCCAGUCGAAUAGUAAACAAACGACCGUUGCAACUGUCACAAAUUCUGGAACAUUUACCGAUGCCAAUGUAUCACCAAAACUGAGUUGUUACUCAUGCAAUUCAAAUACAACCGGGUUGGAUUGUUUUGGCCGUUUGGCGAAAGCUAGAGGUUGCGAAAGUCACUCUGGCAAAUGUUACACAUUCAUUGGAGACGGUACUGUGAUUAGAGGCUGUGUAGGUGAUAAAAUCAUUCCUGAUGCCUCAUAUUGUGAUGAUCCAACUGUAUGUUCGAUUUGCUCACAUCGUUCGGGAUGCAAUUACGGUCCAAUAAUAUCAGAAGUAUGCAUUAGUUAUGAACCUAAUACCACAACAACUACUUCCACCGUUUGUCCUCUGACACUCAAACCUUCGGGAUGUUUUCACAUGGAAAAUGAUGGCAUUCUUCAUCGAAAAGGUUGCGUAAAUGAAUUGACAAGGGAUGAAACGAUGGAGUGUAGCGACUCAAACAAUGCGUCUUGUAAAAUAUGCUUUGGAAAGACUUGCAACAUCAAAAAUACAUUGAACAAAUGUUUGAUCUGCCAUUCGCAAACCGAUCCGAACUGUGUUUCAAAUACAACAGCGGUUCAAGUAAAGGUGUGUCCCGCAUAUGAAAAUAAGUGCUACACCCUUAUCAACGAUGAUAAGACAGUGCAAAGAGGUUGUGCUGACAAAGACGAAAAUUUCAUCAGAAAAUGUUACCACUCAAAUUCACAAUGUGACAUUUGUUCAAAUCACGUCAAAAAUGUCUGCAAUGAUAAUCACCUCUUGGAUACGUGUAUUGUAUGUGAUUCGAGUACUGACCCAUUAUGCCGUAAGCAGCCUGAACAAAUCAAAGAUAGAGCGUGUAGCGUUAAUCCAUUAAAGAAUACUGAUGGUUGCUAUCUUGAUAGCUCCGAUGGGAAAAUAACAAGAGGAUGCGUUAGAAACUUGCAAUAUUCAAAACAGUUCGAAUGUCGGAGUGGAACAAGCCAAUGUAAGAGUUGUAAUGGAGCGAAUUGCAACAAAAAAGUUAGCAUUCAGCAAAAGUGCUACAGUUGCAAUGGAACUGAAGACAUGUCCUGUCAAACGAAGUCAAGUGAUACUAUAUUCUGCCAAAAAUAUGCAAGUAGCUGCUUUGUUGGUAUCGAUGGAAAUGGAUUCACUCAUCGUGGUUGCAUCACACCACAAAUCACCUCUAAUGAUAAAUUCGAUAAAAGACAAUUUCCGAAGGCAUUAGAAAUAUGUUACGAUGACCUAUGCAACGGUGUGACCUUACCCGAAAACCGUUUCAAAUGUUAUCAAUGCGAAGGAGAAGACUGUAAAGAUUUCAAAGAAAAAUCCAAAAUCUGCCGCAUUUUUGCCGAUAAAGAUGAAUGUUAUGCCUACUUGUCUGCAGACGGAAUCGAAUAUCGAGGAUGCAUGAGUGAUUUGAGCGAAGUAAGUACAUUUUGUGCGCACAAAAUGUCAAAUUGCAAGCGAUGUGAUUCUAACAAUUGUAAUGACUUUGACUUUUCAAAAAUCGUGUCUAAUGGGACUGCUUCUGUUGACAAUGCCCACAAUGAAACUAAUUCAGUUGAAAACGUUGGCAAUGAAAUCAUUUCAAAUGGAAGUGCUCAUAAUGAGACUACAGCCAACGCGACUGCCAUAGGAAGUAUGUCACUGAAAUCAUUUACUAUGUUAAACGUUUUCACAUUCAUACUGAAUUACCUGUCAAGAAGAGGAAACCUUUUUACUUUAUUCUAGAACCGAAUUCUGAGGAAAAAAACGCAAGCAUUUCAGUUUUCCAAUAUAUUUGUCGCUUUUAUUCAAUAAAAUAGAUAUCUCACAAAUGAGAUGUUCUGCUUCAAAUUUUGUACAACAUUUCAGAUUUGCAUUGUAUUAAACGUUUCAUUAUUUUUAUAUUAAAAUUCAUUUUUCUACUAGUUGUUUUGUUGUUGUUGUAAUUAUAUUUUAAACAUGUUUGUUUCCCUCGUCCGAAAGUAGUAUUGUAUCCUCUCAAUGCGAGAAAUUUCAUUUUUAAAAAAAUCGCUUCUUGAGAUAAAUGACAACAAGCGUGCUUCUUGUUUUGUGUUGAUUUGCAUUAGGAAUUUCAUACCGAAUGAACUUUGUUAAUUGAAAAGAAAAUUUUCGUAAACAUCUGCCGAAGGAACAUAAAAAUGGAUGUCCGUUUUCUGCAUGUUUCAUGCUGAAGGCUAAACAGAUCCAACAACAAAAGAUAACACAUUUUUUUUCUAUGAAUAAUUGAAAAUGAAGUGUGUUGAAACUAUUUCAUUCAAUUUGCUAUAUGUGUGUAAUUGAAUUUCACAACGGUUAGGAGGUUCUUCUUUAUGUAUUCAAGUAGUCUCCUUGUGCUAAGUGUGUGUGUGUGUGUGUG
This is a messenger RNA of Sitodiplosis mosellana (orange wheat blossom midge), 2831 nucleotides long. RefSeq lists its product as uncharacterized. The coding region runs from base 341 to 2200 and encodes 619 amino acids. The transcript has 5 exons. The record is from RefSeq and is a predicted model, not a curated record. Lineage: Eukaryota; Metazoa; Arthropoda; Insecta; Diptera; Cecidomyiidae.